UUGUGCACCAAACUGCCGAAAAGAAGACAAAUCCGGAACCGGGAAUAUUGGGCGCAAGCCUCGAACCCGAGUACUACUUCAAAACCAAUCCUAAAGAGAUCGGGGAGAAGAGGGGAAACCCCAAGCCCAAAAAAGACAGCCGCAAAGUAAAUCGGCAACCCACAGGUUUUCAGAUGGGUGCUCCGCCUGAUGGUUUCAAGGCAGCCAUCUCUCGAUUCGAGAAACAAGAAGUUAGAAUUGAGAACUUGGCUCGCCACACACAAAGGCAACUCAAAGAGAUCCAGAAGCCCCACGCGUCCUACGAGACCACCUUAGGUAGGACGCGCAACGUGAUAAUUCACGCUCCAGAGCCAGUUAUCUCCAACACCGCUCAACGGAUCGCUGCGGAGAAAACACUCAUUCUGAGUGUGCUGCGCAACGCCGGUUGUCACCUCAAAAUGACUUGGAAACGAGCACACAGGCUGGGAAAAUGGGUCACACCAAAACAGGAUGGCCUCCCUACCAGUCGACCUCUGCUAGUGGAACUCCGCAGUGCAAAAGAACGAGACUUUCUCAUAUCGAAGGCGCCAGUUAUCGCUAGCACAAUGACCAACAUCAAAAUCGGGGCAGACAACCGCACCCGUAAAGCGGUCAUCUCGGGUCCUCAC
Echinostoma caproni is the source of this 647-nucleotide messenger RNA. The record is from the annotation of a GenBank genome assembly. NCBI's taxonomy places the organism in Eukaryota, Metazoa, Platyhelminthes, Trematoda, Plagiorchiida, Echinostomatidae.